CUAUGCUCCCAUUAAUCGCCCCACCAACACAACUUUCACUUCUAAGUUCCAAACACCAGCGAUUAACCACGCACAGUGGCGUACAGGCGCGUUUGCUGCAGCAGCAGCUGAAUCCGUGCAGUGGCGUGCAAAGGUUAUCACUGUAGGCUUCGCGACCUGUUUCCUAACUUUAGUGGUAUGUUGGUAUAAACCGCGAAUGUGUGUUCCGUGUUGUUAUUGUUGUUGUUGUUAUUGAUGCAUAUUAUUAAUUAUUAUUAACAAUUAACAUGUCGCAGCCUUAAAUAAUAAAAUAUAAUAAUUGUUGCAAUAGGUACCUAUUGUAUUUUCCCUACUGUCGUGUGAAAGUGUGAAAACGCGUCACCGCGAUCGCGUCCGGGCGUCCAGUCGUGCCGUAUGCCCCUGCCGUCCUGCCGUUUGUUAGUGUUGUCCGGCAGUUCGCUCUCAUCCGUCAGUCUCAGUCGGUCAGUCGGUCAGUACUCAGUCUGUCGGUCGGUCGGUCGUUCGCUUACUCAAUUCUCAUUAUUAUUAAUUAUUAUUAACGUCAUAUAGAUGUGGUCGCGCACUGCACCGCCUGCAGCCCAAACGACGGCCGUGAAAAUUAGUGCUGCGGCGGCACCGACGGCGGCAGAAGCAACAGCAGCGGCAGCUAUGACCUCCGUACCUUGGAGGUGCCGAACGUGCGUCGCGACCAGCUGAAAUCCGACACCCGCUGCGGUACGAUAUUUUACGCGACCGCCGUGCGUGUGCGUAUUCCGUCAGCGAGUACACGACGUCGGAUAAUAAUAUUAUUUCAAAUAUUACAAUCAUUCACAGCAGUGACAGUUGUCGUUUCGCUCUCACCAGUGCAGUGAAAUCGUAGCACGCGCUGUAUCGUCGUUUGCGAGUUUUCGUUGUGGACCCGAACGUCGAGGCGAGUUCAACAGUUCUCCAAAACACGUACCUUCUGUGGUCUGCGGCCGGAGAUCGGUGAGUGUCUAGCACCCCCAUCAAUUCGUCUUGCACACGGUUACCAUGGGCCUCCUGUUUUCAAAAAUAUGGAGUUACUUCGGCACCGAAGAGCACAAAAUCGUCAUAAUUGGCCUGGACAAUGCGGGCAAAACUACCAUAUUGUAUCAGUUCCUAAUGAACGAAGUCGUACAUACUUCACCGACUAUUGGCUCAAACGUUGAAGAAGUGAUAUGGAAUAACAUACAUUUCAUAAUGUGGGAUCUGGGUGGACAGCAGUCCCUUAGAGCCGCUUGGUCCACCUACUACUGCAACACUGAGUUUGUCAUUGUGGUCAUCGACUCAACAGAUCGCAGUCGUCUGGAUUUGAGUCGUGAAGAACUUUAUAAGGUGUUGAACAAUGAAGAACUAUCUUCAGCUGCCGUUCUUGUUUAUGCCAACAAACAAGACAUGAAAGGUGCAUUAACCGCUGCAGAGAUCAGUAAACAUUUAAACCUGACUUCCAUUAAGAAACAACAGUGGCAUAUCCAAGCUUGUUGUGCAUUGACUGGUGAAGGAUUGUAUCAAGGUCUGGAGUGGAUAUGCAGUCAAUUGAAGAACAAAUAAACACCUGUUGUUAUUAUUUUUUUAUAUGAUGAU
Molecule: messenger RNA, 1584 nt
Organism: Myzus persicae (green peach aphid)
Lineage: Eukaryota; Metazoa; Arthropoda; Insecta; Hemiptera; Aphididae
Gene: Arl5
Product: ADP-ribosylation factor-like protein 5A
Exons: 5
Coding region: 1012-1551 (179 amino acids)
Biological process (GO): protein localization to Golgi membrane; intracellular protein transport; vesicle-mediated transport
Cellular component (GO): trans-Golgi network; cytoplasm
Molecular function (GO): GTPase activity; GTP binding
Source: RefSeq, a predicted model, not a curated record